Molecule: messenger RNA, 6120 nt
Organism: Colossoma macropomum (tambaqui)
Lineage: Eukaryota; Metazoa; Chordata; Actinopteri; Characiformes; Serrasalmidae
Gene: plekhm2
Product: pleckstrin homology domain containing, family M (with RUN domain) member 2
Exons: 20
Coding region: 606-3698 (1030 amino acids)
Biological process (GO): Golgi organization; positive regulation of membrane tubulation; regulation of protein localization
Cellular component (GO): endosome membrane
Molecular function (GO): kinesin binding
Source: RefSeq, a predicted model, not a curated record
GCUAGCCAGGCUAGCUAACCUACAUUCCCACUGAUAGGAGCGGUUUAGCUCGCUUAACUGUAGCUACGAACUUUUGUCGCACAAAAGAAAACUGCAACUGGUUCUGUUACAAGAAAACUACAAGGACGCGCACAACUGUCUGUUUUCAUUAACCCACCAGCUUUUGAUUUAGGUACUCAGCUUUAAGUAGCGUGAAUGUCAUAAUAUCUUGUUUUUAGCUAUGUUGCAACACGGUGCAGGAAAAGGAGCUAACCGGCUGUAACUUUAGCUAACAAACAAACAAGGCGGCUAGCGUAACGUUAAGAAGGCAGUGAACAAUGAAGCCAGUUUAACCUAAGUUAGAAAACUUAAGAAGUUCUGUUGUUUUUUGGAAAAAAAAGUAUAAUUUAGCCAGCUAUGCUUGAAAGUAAAAACGAUUCCGAGUAAAUGUAUGUAAGCCGUUUGGUCAACUGGCAACACUUAAAGUGGCUGUUGAGAGUGCUGUGGGGUACCAGCCCUUGUGGACUCCUCACACCACCGGCGUAAAGUGCUGAAUGCUAGCUUAGCUUUAGCUCCCUCAACCACACAUCAGCUGACAUCCUUCAGGCGAGCAGGCACAGCCAGCCAUGGAUCAACUCAAAGUCAAAGACAGGAUCCUCGAAAACAUCUCUCUCUCAGUAAAGAAGUUGCAGAGUUACUUUGCUGCUUGUGAAGACGAGACACCAGCCAUUAGGAAUCAUGACCGCGUUCUCCAACGUUUGUGUGAACACCUGGACCAUGCUCUGCUAUAUGGGCUGCAGGACAUCUCUUCAGGUUACUGGGUCCUAGUUUUACACUUUACACGACGCGAGGCUGUCCGGCAGAUAGAUGAACUCCGGCACAUAGCCACCAACCUUGGCCGAAGUCGAGCAUGGCUGUACCUGGCACUCAGUGAAAGCUCUUUGGAAAGCUACCUUCGUCUUUUCCAGGAGAAUCAAGCACUCCUUCACAAAUAUUAUUUCAAAAAUGCCUUGGUUUGCAGUCAUGACCACCUCACACUGUUCCUUACACUCGUUUCUGGGCUGGAAUUCAUCCGUUUUGACCUUGAACUGGAUGUUCCAUACCUGGAUGUGGCGCCUUACAUGCCAGAGUACUACAAACCACAGAAUCUCUUGGAUUUUGAGGAGAGAUUGCCCAGUUCUGAUAGUCUAUCAUUACACUCAUUCACAUCCCUCACCUCCACUAAUCUUGAAUGGGAUGACAGUGCCAUUGCCCCUUCAAGUGAAGAUUAUGAUUUUGGUGACAUCUUCCCUGUGUUGCAGUCAAUGCCAAGUGCAGACUGGGAAGAAGGAGACCUAACUGACCCAGUCAGUGGGCCUCGCUCCUCAGCAUCUGACCCACAGACAGUGGUCAGUGACUCUGUAGUGAUCAGGGCUGCAGCAGCACCAGUCAGGAGCACAUCUCUGUCUCGCAGCCCAACGUUUCGACACAACCCCUUUAACGAGGACUCAGACACAAACACUUCAGCUGACGUGACUCCAGUACACACAGCCAGCCGCCAUGAUGGCACCACUGGAGAUGAUACUGAAAGUACCAGCACAGAGCUGGAGGUCAUCAGGAUGGCCAGACGGAGGAAGCCGAGUAAGAAACGACGGGGGAAGGGAUCAACAGACUCGGCUAGCAGUGGCCUCAACAUGGCUUCUCCUGAGCCAGCAGAAACUGAGGAAUCCCUUCAGAUUGUGUGUGAGAGGGGCAGUGCAGAGGAUGCUCCCUCCGGAGGCAGCUGGAGCCCACUGGAUGGACUGGAUGGCUCAGCACAAAACUCAGCACAAACACGCACAGAGCAUGGGGAGGAUGAGGAGGCUGAGGCUCUGUUGCGGCUGCCUGAGAUGACAGACACCUCCAUGGACAGCGUGGGCCAGCCGCUCCGGGAUGUAAUGGACAGGUUGAAUGGGGCUCUGGAUGGAAACAGCUGGGAGAAACAGGAGGAGGAUGAAGAGGAUGUGCAGGAUGGUUCCACUGUAGCUAACCCUGCCGCAGCUCCUCUUCAGCAUCAGCCCUUUCGAGAGGACACAGGAGGCGAGCCUCCAGACCCAAACUGCCAGCCUUUGGCCCCAAGCCCCAACUUCCUCCAGGCCGCUGCACCUCCUGCAGACUUCUACUGCUUUACCCCCAACAGUCCAGAACCUGCUGCCCAGAGUGGUGGGCACAAUGACUCUGCAAGGCAUGGCCAGUCGCAGGCUGUACUUGGUGGCCAUGAAGAUGAAAGAGAAGGAGAAGCAGCAGAGCAGGUUGCCUCCUCCCUCCUCUUAGAGGAGAAGGAGAAAGAAGCUGGUGUGGACAUGAUGCAGCAAAAUGGUUCUACUCAAAGUAAAGCUGAAGAAGAGCAGGAAGUUGAAGGAGGCAGUCCAACAGAGAGUUCUCAUCCUGCAGAGUUCAGGGUAGAUAACAAUCACCUACUGCUUCUCAUGAUCCAUGUCUUCAGGGAGAAUGAAGAGCAACUCUUUAAGAUGGUGAGGAUGAGUACCGGCCACAUGGAGGGGGAUCUGCAGCCGCUCUAUCUGCUGCUGACAGACUGUUACAUUUAUCUGUUGCGCAAAGGGGCAGCAGAAAAGCCAUAUACUGUAGAGGAAGCUGUGUCCUACAGUGAGCUGGAUUACAUAUCUGUGGGUUUGGACCAGCAGACGGUCACUCUGGUGUGCACCAACAGAAGAAGACAGUUCCUGCUGGAUACUGCAGAUUGCUCACUCACUAUCUGGUUUCUCAGUGUGCUGAAGUCAGCCAUGAUAAAUGGUAGUAGGGAGCCGCCUUACCCCGCUGUCCUGACUGAUGCUACUAUGGAGAAGUUGGCCCUCACUAAAUUUGUGUGUCAGGAGUCCCACUGUGAGGUGUCGGAGGUCAGUAUCCGUCUGUAUUCCCUGGUUCACUGGGAGGACCCCAUGGAUGUGUCUUUGGGCUCUGCAACCUCCCCAUCAGGCUCAGGAAUAUCACGUAGCACCAAGGAGGGUGCUCUUCUAUACCGUGCAGGGACUUCUUAUCUGGGGAAGGAGCUGUGGAAGAGCUGUUAUCUUGUGCUUAGUAAUGGCAUCCUCUACCAGUAUGCUGAGAGGACUGAUGUUACUCCGUUGAUGUCAAUUACCAUGGGGGGUGAGCACUGUGGAGGCUGCAGGCGCUCAAACAGCACAGAAAGGCCACACGCGUUUCAGGUGAUUCUAACAGCACGUCCUCCUCUGGAGCUGAGUGCUGAGAAUGAGCUGGACAUGGCAGACUGGAUGCAGCUCAUCUGUCAGGCUGUGUCCAAAGGGGUGAUUCCACAGGGAGUAGCACCCACGCCUUGUAUCCCAUGCUGCCUUGUUCUUACAGACAAGAAGCUGUUGACAUGUCAUCAGGAUUGCCAGACCAGUUUUUUCCGUUCACUUGGUGGUGCUGACAUCAGUGACGUCACAGCGGUUUGCCUCGAGGAGGAUAAAGAGUAUUGUGUCAUCGAGUUUGCAGCCGACCGGGCUCAUUUCCUGCCUCCUUGGGUCCUGUAUUUUAGUGGUUGUGGGGAGAGGGAUCGGCUCCUGGAAGAACUUGACAUUCUGUGGACAUCUGUUUUCCAGGUGUGUCUACCUCGUAAGACUGUGUCAGACAUGUCAGUCCAGAAGAGGUGCAAGGAGGCGCUGGAGCUAAUGAGGAGUGCCUGGCAGAGAAGUGACAGUCUGCACCGAGGCAGAUCCCAGAGAGAGCCCUGGUGCUGAGAGCCCAUCACUCACUCUAAAGGAACACAAUAUAGGACACAACAGGGCCUUCACUAAUACUCCCACUAUUAACAUAGGUAUGAACAGCAGGCUUCGUGUUUGACAGGAACAAACCUUGUUCACCAGUGAGCUGACAUUGACAAAUCCAUGACAAGGAUCAAAAUCGAAGAGAAAAUGUUGGGAGCAUGGGAAAAACUUCAGUAAUAUUGUGCUGAUCCUGCGGUAUCAUUUUGUUUACACCUGCUUUGCCUUGCACAAAUAUUUAAUGAAAGGACUUGCAGAAUACUAAACCUUACACUUUCAGAAAUGGAGAGGACAAACAAAUGAAAUACAGAAAACCCCUCAAUGCGCUGUCAACACUGUGCACACAGUUAUUGGCUCAACAAAGAGAAACCCAAAACCUGCAUCACAAAUGUACAGAAUGUGUACAGUGUAAAUACACAGUAAUUGAAUGCCUAUACUGUUCAUAUUAUGUUCCUGCUUGUAAAAGUCUUUCUAUUGAUGAAUACCUCACUAAAAUCCAUAUUAUGUAUACAGAGGUACUUGUUGCUGAUGGACUUGAGUGAAGAAAGUUUACUGUCUUGACUGUUACAGCAACGUUCGGUCCAGUUGUUUAAAAUUAUUUUCUGGCUGCUAGAGGAAGGUUACGGUUAUUGAUACUGAAUGUACGAGUCAAGCCAGCUUGCCAAAUUCAGCCUGUGUGGAGAUGAAGAGAACAAAGAGAGGGAGCAGUUUAUAAACUAACGUUUGCUUGCGCCAUAAUGCAAGAUUGCACUUUUUUUUUUUAUUAAGCUGUACUGAUUUUAUUAAUGGGAUGAAUGUGAUUGCUAUGGGAUAGUGGCUAAGAGCAUUAUAAUUAGGCUGUUUAGAUAUUUAGGUUGUCUGGCUGUCUGAAACUGUUCUGAUAAUUUUUUACAUUCAUUUUUUCUGUUGUUUUAAACCAAUUGGUCAUGUUAUGCAGGUGCAUUCUUAAAACAAAAUUUGGAGUGUUUUUAAGUCCUUAUUCACUACCAGAUAGUGAGGCAUCCUAAAAAAACCUUUAUGUACCUUAAACAGAUGUUAGUGGUAUGUAAUUAUACACCCAGCCCAUCCACAGUGUAUUGGCACUGACAGCAGACCUAUAAUGUGAAUAUUUCUGUGCACAGUAUUGCAUACUUUUAUUUUGUUCGUUUACCUUGUCUUUUGGCUGUACACUUGCAGGCACAUCUUCUCUUUGUUGUAAAGAGGAGCACAUCAGUUUUAUUUACAAUUUUAUCUUGUUUAUGUUCUAUCAGGGAAAUUCCACCAGUUUUUCAAAAUGUUUGCAUAAUUAAGUCACUGAGACAUUAAGAUGUAAACAAAUUGAGUGGUUUGAUGUGGAAUGUUCUUACAGACUUAUAGAGUCAGAAUUGUUCACAGUGGUGGUGAUAGGAACCAGACAUCUGGAGAGUUUACUGCCUCGCAAAGCUUAAUCACAAAAAAUCACAGCAUGAAAUGCUUACGAACAUGCUGCCUGUUGUCUGAGACAUUGUUCUAUGAUAUGUUUUGGCUACAUUUUUUUUUUUUUCUUUCAAACACAUUCAUGGUAAGGUACAUUACAUAUAAAAACACAGGACACAUGUAGGUAAAAUGGUGCUAUAAACAUUGUGAUCCCUGGUUCAUAUCAAUACCACUGUAAAGAAAUCUGGGUCAGUAAGUUUCUCUACAAUGAACCUUUUCACACAAAACACUCUAAAUGACUUUGUUUAUAUCUUAGGUAUUGAAUUAUGCAGACAUUUUGAAAUAUCUAUGGAAUUACCUAUUUGAGCCUCUGCUCCUGUAUUGACUAAUCUGGUCUGAUUUUGAGACUGACAGAUAUUAUUCUUGUUUUUUUAGGGUUGUUGUUUUAGUUUGACUUUUACAUACAUAGGCCUUCUGUUUCAUCUAUGCGCAAUUAAUAGCCUAUGCUGGGCCCCAUUGAACCAGUUUGAUUCUUGAUUUUGCACUUGAGUACAUUAUGGUAUACUGUCUCAACAUUGUCCUCAAAUAUUAGUUUAUCUAUAUUUGCGGACAGUGUUUUCGCUCUUAUUCUUCACCUAUUCAUGCCAUAAGAACAGUGUUUAGCUUCUUGGGUUACGAAUGAAAAUAAUGAACAUUUUCCACGCGUUUUUGUUGCAGUUACAUUGUCAGGCAUUUCCUUUUUUUAGAUGAAAUGCACAACCAUUCUGUGAUUCUAGCUUACUGUUAGGCGGAGUGCACACUAGAAAUUCCUCCAGUGGUCAAAUGUUCAGUGGUUUAAAAGAAAGUUUACUUGAGUACAUUUUGGAAAAUGUUUGCUAGCCUGUUAUGACUAUGAUGGAAAUGGUGUUGAAGUUUGUUCAAAUUAACCGUGAUGGACUUGUGUAUUUGGACAUUGCUGGGCAAUGAUGGAUUACAUUUGGCACAUUAAAAUCGUACAGAAGCA